GGCAGGAAUGUCUGAGGUGGCAACACUUCUCUUCAGCCAGACAGCACUGGCCAGUUUGGAGUCUGUCCAUCCUGCAGGCCACAAGCUCUGGAUGAGGAACUUGAGGCAAGUCACCAGCCCCUGAUCAUUUCGCCUAAAAGAGCAAGGACUAGAGUUCCUGACCUCCAGGCCAGUCCCUGAUCCCUGACCUAAUGUUAUUGCGGAAUGAUGAUAUAUACAUCUACGGGGGCCUGGGGCUGGGCGGGCUCCUGCUUCUGGCAGUGGUCCUUCUGUCCGCCUGCCUGUGUUGGCUGCAUCGAAGAGUAAAGAGGCUGGAGAGGAGCUGGGCCCAGGGCUCCUCAGAGCAGGAACUCCACUAUGCAUCUCUGCAGAGGCUGCCAGUGCCCAGCAGUGAGGGACCUGACCUCAGGGGCAGAGACAAGAGAGGCACCAAGGAGGAUCCAAGAGUUGACUAUGCCUGCAUUGCUGAGAACAAACCCACCUGAGCACCCCAGACACCUUCCUCAACCCAGGCGGGUGGACAGGGUCCCCCUGUGGUCCAGCCAGUAAAAACCAUGGUCCCCCCACUUCUGUGUCUCAGUCCUCUCAGUCCAUCUCGAGCCUCCGUUCAAAAUGAUCAUGAAACUUAUGUGGCUUUUUGACCUUUGAAUAGGGAAUUUUUUUAAUUUUUUAAAAAUUAAAAUAAAAAAAAAAACACGUGGCUCACCCUUCCACCCACUCUGGGGUCAAAUAGUAAU
Molecule: messenger RNA, 737 nt
Organism: Gorilla gorilla gorilla (western lowland gorilla)
Lineage: Eukaryota; Metazoa; Chordata; Mammalia; Primates; Hominidae
Gene: LST1
Product: leukocyte specific transcript 1
Exons: 5
Coding region: 192-485 (97 amino acids)
Biological process (GO): dendrite development; immune response; cell morphogenesis
Cellular component (GO): membrane
Source: RefSeq, a predicted model, not a curated record